CCUUGUGAAAGUGCAUCCGCAGAUUGGCACACACUGAAUUCGCAACUGUAGGUCAGCUGCAUUGGCAUAUACAACACCGUACUUCCUACUUGCAUUCUGUUAUAAUAACUGAUAAUCAUGAGGGAGAUCGUUCACCUCCAGGCCGGACAAUGCGGUAACCAGAUCGGCGCCAAGUUUUGGGAGGUGAUCAGUGAUGAGCAUGGCAUCGAUCCCACAGGAAGUUAUCAUGGAGACAGCGACCUGCAGCUGGACAGGAUUAGCGUCUACUACAAUGAGGCUUCAGGUGGGAAGUACGUCCCAAGAGCCAUCCUGGUGGACCUGGAGCCUGGUACCAUGGACUCGGUCCGCUCCGGGCCCUUCGGACAGAUCUUCAGACCUGACAACUUUGUCUUUGGCCAGAGUGGAGCAGGUAACAACUGGGCCAAGGGCCACUACACAGAGGGGGCUGAGCUGGUAGACUCAGUCCUGGAUGUGGUGAGGAAGGAGGCUGAGGGCUGCGACUGUCUCCAGGGCUUCCAGCUCACCCACUCCCUUGGCGGGGGCACCGGCUCUGGCAUGGGCACCCUGCUCAUCAGCAAGAUCCGCGAGGAGUACCCCGACCGCAUCAUGAACACCUUCAGUGUGGUGCCCUCCCCCAAGGUGUCUGACACAGUGGUGGAGCCCUACAACGCCACCCUGUCUGUCCACCAGCUGGUAGAGAACACAGACGAGACCUUCUGUAUUGACAAUGAGGCUCUCUAUGACAUCUGCUUCCGCACACUCAAACUUAGCACGCCAACCUACGGUGACCUCAACCACCUAGUCUCUGCUACCAUGAGCGGCGUCACCACCUGCCUGCGUUUCCCCGGCCAGCUCAACGCCGACCUCCGCAAGCUGGCCGUCAACAUGGUGCCCUUCCCCCGCCUGCACUUCUUCAUGCCCGGCUUCGCCCCACUCACAGCCAGGGGGAGCCAGCAGUACCGCGCCCUCACCGUGCCCGAGCUCACCCAGCAAGUGUUCGAUGCCAAGAACAUGAUGGCAGCCUGUGACCCUCGCCACGGGCGCUACCUCACCGUGGCGGCCAUCUUCAGAGGCCGCAUGUCCAUGAAGGAGGUGGACGAGCAGAUGCUGAACGUGCAGAACAAGAACAGCAGCUACUUCGUAGAAUGGAUCCCCAACAACGUGAAGACUGCCGUCUGCGACAUCCCGCCACGUGGCCUCAAGAUGGCCGUCACCUUCAUCGGCAACAGCACGGCCAUCCAGGAGCUGUUCAAGCGUAUCUCCGAGCAGUUCACCGCCAUGUUCCGCCGCAAGGCCUUCCUCCACUGGUACACCGGCGAGGGCAUGGAUGAGAUGGAGUUCACUGAGGCCGAGAGCAACAUGAACGACCUGGUGUCCGAGUACCAGCAGUACCAAGAUGCCACUGCAGAGGAGGAAGGCGAGUUUGAGGAGGAAGAGGUUGAGGAUGCUUAGAGACUGGAACACAAGCAGGAGAAGAGGGUGAAGAAAAUGAGAAAAUAAGAAAAUCAAGUAACAAAAAUGGCAAAACGGACAAAAUGACCAAAAAAAUCAUUAAGAAUGUAGAAAAUGAGUAAGGCGAGGCCCAAAUGCAUUCCCUGAUAUGAAGGUUUGAAUCCUUAAAAUGGCUGGAUUGGUUUAUGGAAGAGCAGACUGGUAGAAUGUGCAUGUGAUGAAGGGUUGGGAGGAUGAAGGGAUGGGAGGAUGAAUGUACAGGACAGGAGGAGGGGGAUCAACUUUACAUGACCAAAUAAAUCUUGCCACAGUAUUCAUCUUA
Osmerus eperlanus (European smelt) is the source of this 1774-nucleotide messenger RNA. RefSeq names its product tubulin beta chain-like. The record is from RefSeq and is a predicted model, not a curated record. Gene Ontology annotation, biological process: microtubule cytoskeleton organization; mitotic cell cycle. Gene Ontology annotation, molecular function: GTP binding; GTPase activity; structural constituent of cytoskeleton. The coding region runs from base 118 to 1452 and encodes 444 amino acids. Lineage: Eukaryota; Metazoa; Chordata; Actinopteri; Osmeriformes; Osmeridae. Gene Ontology annotation, cellular component: cytoplasm; microtubule. The transcript is spliced from 5 exons.